This is a messenger RNA of Poeciliopsis prolifica (blackstripe livebearer), 4712 nucleotides long. RefSeq names its product 5'-nucleotidase, cytosolic IAa (gene nt5c1aa). The transcript is spliced from 7 exons. Lineage: Eukaryota; Metazoa; Chordata; Actinopteri; Cyprinodontiformes; Poeciliidae. The record is from RefSeq and is a predicted model, not a curated record. Gene Ontology annotation, cellular component: cytosol; cytoplasm. The coding region runs from base 539 to 1702 and encodes 387 amino acids. Gene Ontology annotation, molecular function: nucleotide binding; 5'-nucleotidase activity; magnesium ion binding. Gene Ontology annotation, biological process: adenosine metabolic process; nucleotide metabolic process.
GUAGUGGAGGGGCUGUGGGGGAAGGCAGUGAAAGAGAGAGGUGACAGCAGAUGGAGCGCUGCACAGCCUGCAACACUUUGACCAGGGACAGGCAGAAUGUAGGUCUGCCUGCGUCUGCGUGCGGUCAAACUGUCACCAAGGAGGGACUGAGUGUGGGACAAUAACUGUGAAGCGUCUUUCAUGUCCUCUGGAUUGGAUGCUGAGAGCAGUAAUCCUCUUGGGAGGGGGAAAAGAGAGAAAAAAAGAGGCAGGGUAUGGGGCAGAGAGCAUGAGGAAGAAGAGGGAACUCUUCAGUGUGAUUUAAGGGCAGGUGCAAGCAGAUCUCUCAUGCACACAUGAACUUUUGGUCCUGUCACAUGUGCGCAACAGAAGAAGGACAUUUUUGUUUUAGUUUCACCUUCUUCCGUUUGUCUUUUUUCUUAUUCUUUUUCUUGUUUGAGAGGAACACAGUGUCCUGUUUUUUUUUGGGGGGGGGUAGGUUUCUAAAGUAAGAGUGUAAGGGUUGACAGCUGUGGAGGCGCAGACAGAGGAACCGUCUAUGGUGAAGAUGAGUCUGGACACCGUACAGGUGAUGAGCGGACAGGUGAAGGAGCUCAAAGUUUCCCCUCCGUUCAACGGAGACGCCAGAGGCUCCUGGGAGGGGAAAGAAGGGUUCGACCCCAACCAGCUGGAGCUGACCACCAAACCGAAGCCGGUGACAGGCAGACGGGCCCGGAAGGUGGAGGGAGCCGUGUUCUUCCCGAAGCCAGAGAACGCUGUGACGGUGGCCGUCUCUUCCCGGGUCUUGUUUCGGACCGAGCGGGAGCAGAAGGUGUUCGAGCAGAAAGGAGUGGAGGAAUACCUGAGGUACCAAAUCGAACACGAGAACGAGCCUUUCGCGCCGGGACCUGCUUUUCCUUUCGUCAAGGCCCUGGAGACGGUCAACGCUCGCCUGAGGGAGCUUUAUCCCCAGAGUGAAGAACUGUUCGACAUCGUCCUGGUGACGUACAACCACGCUCACGUUGGGAUCCGGCUCAUCAACACCAUCAAUCACCACAACUUAUUUAUCGAGAGGUUCUGUAUGACCGGAGGAAGCAGUCCGAUUGGCUACCUGAAGGCCUGGCACACCAACCUCUACCUGUCUGCAGACGCCGAGAAAGUCAGGGAGGCGCUGGCUGAAGGCAUCGCAGCAGCGACCAUGUUCAUGACGGAGAAGCUGACCGAGGUGUCGGAGUCUCAGCUGAGGGUGGCGUUCGAUGGCGACGCCGUCCUGUUCUCUGACGAGUCCGAGCGCAUCUUCAAGACCCACGGCCUGGACAAGUUCUUCGAGCACGAGAAGGAAAACGAGGACACGCUCCUGGAUCACGGUCCCCUGAAGGGUUUCCUGGAGGCCCUGGGGAAGCUGCAGAAGAAAUUCUACGCCAAAGGUCAACGCCUGGACUGUCCCAUCCGCACGUACCUGGUGACGGCUCGCAGCGCGGCCAGCUCAGGGAUCCGGGCGCUGAAGACGCUCAGGGCCUGGGGGCUGGAGAUCGACGAGGCGCUGUUCCUCGCCGGAGCCCCCAAGGGCCCCAUGCUGGAGAAGAUCCGCCCGCACAUAUACUUCGACGACCAGAUGUUUCACGUGGAGGGAGCGGCGGAGAUGGGCACCGUCGCCGCGCACGUUCCUUACGGGAUUGCACAGAAAUAUAACAGCCAGCAGAAGAUGAGCUCAGGAAAGUAAAAAAAAAAAGAACAAAACAAAAAGAAACUCGAUAGCAACAAAGACUGGGGGGUGGAUAUUCUGGAGUGGAAGAGAAGCUUAACUUAUACUGUUAAAUGCUCGCAAAAUGCUCUGCGGUCAAGGAGAGGUCUGGAAACCGAGGUGACCUGGAAGCCAACAUGACUGUCCCCUGUUAAAGCCAACGCCUUAGUGAGCCGUCUGCUGGGGACAUUUAGGAGAUGUUGCCCUGCAUAAGACAGCAAGUGUUUCAUUGCCGCUACAAAUGCACUAUUUUUCACUCUCCUCCUUGGCUUGCUGAGAAAACAAAACCCCACCUCCACAAAGAUGCAAAGCAUCACUGUAAGUAAACCCUAAACCCAAUGUUAUUGAGCUAUAAGAACAAAGCCGAGACUGUUAGAUCACAUACAGGGUAACUAUGUAACAGAGAUAUACUGUAGCAAAUUUGUAGCAACAUAGAAUGCUGGAAAUCAUUUUGUAACUUUGAUUUCAGAGAAAUGUAAUAUAUAUAUAUACAUAUUUGUAAACUACAAUGACGUGUUGGGACCACUGUCGAUAGAAAAGAAAAGAAAAUUAACUAGUACAUUUUCACCAAAAAACAGAAAUAUGGAGAUCAAUCUCAAAAUUUGAUCUCCUUGAAAGUCAAACAAAUUGCCAGAAAAUGUUCAGAGAAUUUUGAGGUUAAGCACAGGGAUUUUCAGGGAAAAGCAAAAAAGUUUGCUCGCCACAUUUUCUCUGAAAUUUUUGAGAGAAAAAAAGACGUAAAAAUUUCUGUUUUGAAAAUCUUAACAUUUUCAAGUUUUGUAACUCAGAAGUCUUCUGAGGUCUUUCUGAAAAAAAUCGAUCUCAAAAGUUUUUUCCAGCAAGCCGGCGAAAUUUCCGAGUUUUUUUUCUCAAAUUUCAGAGAUUUUCUAGCAAAUUUUUGACUGUUCAAACUCAAAUUUUCUAGUUUUUCUACAAAUUUGCGUUAAUUCGGCAAAAAUCUUGUUUUUUUUUUCUGUCUACAAUGGCUCUAACAUGCCGACGCAGUAAACUGAAUGCAACUUCUCUUGUGACUCCAAAACAACUAUAGAAAGCCAUAAGUCUCAGAUGGUGCCUUAAGAAUGACAGUUAUUAUUAACCAACCCUGUUUCAUAUGUAAUGUAUAAUAUAUUAAGUACUAUUUAAUGUUACAGUACUCCUAAUCCCUGAAACCUUUCACAUUUUGUCACAUUACAACCACUACUUUCAAGGAAGGCAGUAAUCAGAGAACCAGCCCAUGACAAUAAUGGAGGAGCUGCAGAGAUUCGCUGCUCACUUUGGAGAAUUGGUCCUUCACUCCUGGGAUCUGGCAUUUACAGGAGAAUGAAAAGAAGGCAGCCAUUGUUGAACCAAAGCUACGAUUAAAGUUGUUCAAAGUUUCAAACAAGUCAUGAUGGCAGACAGAAAUUUAGAAAAGUGCGCUCUGGUCAGAUGUGAUAUUCAGACUGUAUGUGUGAAACUUAGUGGCGGCAGCAUCAUGCUUAGCAGGAAGCGGGUCCGUUUGCCAAAGAUUGAGAAUCGUUGGCAAAGACUUAAAAACCGUUCGUAAUCCCUCCAUCCAACCUCAUUGUCGUUUUUCAAAGAUAGGCGAGCAAAAACGUCAGUCAGUUUCCAGCUGUGUGAAGCUGGAAAAGACGUGACGCUUUCAAUGAAAGAAUGUUCAACAGGUAUCAACACAUGUGGGCUGGAUAUAUAUCUCUUACUCAAUUUUAAGGUUUUUAUCUGUUGAAACCUCAGAUUUAUUUUCUUCUUCUUUGUUGUUUGUGGUUGUAACGUCACAAAAUGUGAAGAUGUUGGAAGGCUGUGAGUCCUGAUGGAACGCACUGUGAUAUGAUGGAAUGUAUUGCCCUGAAAAUGUACAUUGUUGGCCCUUUUCCACUAAUAUCCACUCGGCACGGGGAUAGAGUCACUGGUUGUGACUCCUAUACAAUAUUCCUGCCAAUAUUGCUGUUUUGUGAAAACUCAAAACAUCAACUGAGUCCAUUAGGAGGUUUAAGCUCAAUGGCAGACUUAGCAGAAAUGUUCAACAGUUUCCAUUGUUGUGUUUUUCUUCUGAAGUUUUCUGUCUGUGGGUCUGAAUAACUACAUAACAAACAACCCACUACAGCUGAACUAUGUAGAGUUUAGCCAAGCUGAGCUAUGUUGCUAGGUGCUAGUGGAAAAAGGUCGUACGAUGCUCCCGAUUUUUUUUACGCUAGCCUGCUUAGAAAAAAGUUAAUUUGUUGGUGUAGCUUUAGACUUAGCUACAGACCGCUAACAUCCUUAAGAUUGUCAAGAUUUCCUGAAAUGUCUUUUAUUUUUUUCUGAGUGCCUUUAGUUUCAAACAAUGCUCACACGUUUCCCACCCAGAUGUGGGAAACAUUUCUAAGCAAACCUAAACACAAGCCAAUCAUUAGCUUACCAAGCUAGCAUCCUCUUUUCAUGUCUGAAGCCAAGCCAGGGCUAAUAUGCAACUGUAGAUAAAUAGGACUGUAAUCAUGAUUUGGCUGAAUUGCUUGAGCAAAGUCGUUUGUCAUUGUGUCAUCAGCUCUGAUAUUAACAAUACACAGACAACCUAAUGUUUUCAUUUGCUACUGGAAGUCAGAGUUUUGAGUUUCAUAGUUAGGAAAAUCAAGUUGAUUCACCCCUAACUUUGAAAUUGGGACAUUGCGAGGUUUUCACCUUUAAAAUCAGUCUGUAAUUAAAGUUUAACUUUAUGUUAGUAGAUUUCUUAGUUGUUGUUCAAGUAAGACCAGAACAGCUAGCAUUUCCUGCUGGUUGUCCAACCAGAACACAGUUAUCCUGAGCGUAGCAGCAUCCUGAGAUCUGACCUCUGACUUCCAUGGUAAAUGGGAACCGUCACGCUAGUUCUGCCCCCUGAACGUAGCUCGACGCAACUUCCUGCAGCAUUAAAUGGGCAAGCACAACCAAGCACUUAAAUGUUUUUGUUUUUCCAAAUGUGCGAAAGAUCUUACCUGUGUUUUGUUGCAUUUCAAUAAAUUUCGAAAAUACA